GUUCACUCACUUUGCAUGGAAGUUUUACACUGGUCGGGUCAAAGUUUGGAGCUGCUUCAGACACCUCACACUGGUUUAUCGUUGCAGUCUGUCGUCUCGGCAACCCAAGAGGCUCCCUUUCUACUCUUCUGGGAUAUCUCUGCUUCCCUGGUGGCCCAAAGCGAACAUCUACAGCAGAAAAUGUCUGAAAAUGGAGUGUUACCCCAUCGGGGGAGAGUGCUCACCGUUGAUACCAUGAACCCCAACGUGAAGAAGGUUGACUACGCGGUCCGCGGGCCAAUAGUUCAGCGAGCGCUGCAGAUCGAGAAGGAACUGAAGGAGGGGGUCAAGAAGCCUUUUGAAGAGGUCAUUAAAGCCAAUAUCGGCGAUGCUCACGCUAUGGGGCAACGGCCAAUCACCUUCUUUCGACAGGUGAUGGCACUGUGUACUUAUCCAACACUACUUGAUGACAACAAGUUUCCAGAGGAUACCAAAAACCGAGCGAGGCGUAUUUUGCAAUCAUGUGGAGGGAAUAGCAUUGGUGCGUACACAAACAGUCAGGGCAUUGACUGUAUAAGGCAUGAUGUUGCGAAGUACAUUCAGCGCCGUGAUGGCGGUAUUCCAUCUGAUCCUGAUAACAUCUACCUCACAACAGGAGCCAGUGACGGCAUUGUGACCAUAUUGAAGCUGUUGACGACUGGGGAGGGUCUUACACGGACGGGGGUCAUGAUCUCUAUUCCUCAGUACCCUCUGUACUCUGCAUCUAUAGCAGAGCUGGGUGCCGUUCAGGUGAAUUACUACUUGAAUGAGGAGAAGUGCUGGAGCCUCGACAUAAGUGAGUUACAGCGAUCUCUACAAGCAGCCAGAGAGCAUUGCAACCCCCGUGUGCUGUGCAUCAUCAACCCCGGCAACCCCACUGGUCAGGUACAAAGCAGACAAUGUAUCGAAGAUGUCAUUCGAUUUGCAGCCAAAGAAAACCUCUUCUUAAUGGCUGAUGAAGUGUAUCAGGACAAUGUAUACGCAGAGGGGUGUGAGUUUCACUCCUUCAAGAAAGUGCUGUUCGAGAUGGGUCCAGAGUAUUCAAGGAAAAUAGAGCUGGUCUCAUUCCACUCCACCUCUAAGUGCUACAUGGGAGAAUGUGGUUUUCGAGGAGGAUAUAUGGAGGUCAUCAACAUGGACCCAGAGGUUAAGGCUCAGCUCUCCAAGCUGGUGUCAGUGCGCUUGUGCCCACCUGUGCCCGGUCAAGCCCUCAUGGACCUGGUGGUCAACUCUCCUCAGCCCGGAGAACCCUCCUACCAGACGUUCAUGAAGGAGCGAACAGCCGUUCUGAGUGCCUUGGCUGAAAAAGCCAAACUGACUGAAGAGAUUCUGAAUACGGUGCCAGGCAUCAGCUGUAACCCUGUGCAGGGAGCCAUGUACUCAUUCCCCAGGAUCACCAUACCUCAACGCGCCAUCAACGAAGCCAAGGCGAAGGGUCAGGCUCCAGACAUGUUCUACUGCAUGAAACUUUUGGAGGACACCGGGAUCUGUCUCGUUCCUGGCAGCGGUUUUGGUCAAAGAGAUGGCACUUACCACUUCAGGAUGACCAUCCUUCCUCCAACAGACAAGCUCAAGAUCAUGCUCCACAAACUGAAGGAGUUCCAUCAGGCGUUCACCCAGCAGUUUGCUUGACCCAGUCCAACUACCACAACCGACUGACUAAAAGUGCUACAAUACAUUUCAUAGAUGCUUAAUGUUUGGUCAGGACGUGGCCAAAUAAUCUCUUGAGCCUUGAUGGACACUAAUCUUCAACCUUUCCAAUGGAUAAAGUUAUGCCUAGUAGCUAAAAUUGAAUGAGAACACUAUAAAACUCUCACUAUGGACUUUUAACAUGGAAAGGGUAGAAAUAGCAAGACUUGAUUUGACAUUUUUUGAAAACUUUCCGAACAUCCAGAUCUUCUUGAUGUGGUUUAAUGUAUGUUAGGCCCCGUUUACACUUGGUAUUAAGAUGCGUUGUGGUCGAUCUGUUUACACCUGGUGUUUUAAUCCGUCUCUUUUGUCCACUUUCAACCCCUUCUGUCCUGAUUUCUUCUAGGGGAAGGUCUAUCGGCGCGUAAAUGUGUGGUCUUUUUUAGAUCUUUCGAUCUAAUUGACGAAAAUAAGCCCAUGGAAUUUUUAUAUGAAUGCCCCUGGAGACGAUGGAAAAACCCUGCGAGCAACAGCUUAAAGGAGCUGUAUGCAAGAAAUGUAUUUCAAUUAAUCAUAAAUUUUCCCUGAUGUGUCACUAGACAUUAAGAAAUCAUGGGAUACCAGGUGUAAACAAGGCCUUAAUGUGGUCCGUGAAAAGUAAGAUGAAAAUAAUGGGCAUUCAAGAGACACUGGUUUCUCUUCAGUGCUCUGUGGCAGUUGUAAUUAUAAAUGUAUUCAUGAAUCAAUGUACGCUCCAACAUUCCUGUGUGUGUAAAUAACAGAUUGAUUUUUAUGGCAGAUAUAAUACAGUAUAGAUUAAUAUUU
Molecule: messenger RNA, 2472 nt
Organism: Pimephales promelas (fathead minnow)
Lineage: Eukaryota; Metazoa; Chordata; Actinopteri; Cypriniformes; Leuciscidae
Gene: gpt
Product: glutamic--pyruvic transaminase
Biological process (GO): biosynthetic process
Molecular function (GO): transaminase activity; pyridoxal phosphate binding
Source: RefSeq, a predicted model, not a curated record